This is a messenger RNA of Colletotrichum navitas, 855 nucleotides long. Its product is annotated as phosphoadenosine phosphosulfate reductase. The record is from RefSeq and is a predicted model, not a curated record. Gene Ontology annotation, molecular function: FMN adenylyltransferase activity. The transcript has 6 exons. Gene Ontology annotation, biological process: FAD biosynthetic process. NCBI's taxonomy places the organism in Eukaryota, Fungi, Ascomycota, Sordariomycetes, Glomerellales, Glomerellaceae. Bases 1 to 855 code for a protein of 284 amino acids.
AUGGUACUUGGGAAUGGCGACCACGCUGCCACGGCCGUAAAUGGCUACCCCGCCAAACCCCACUCUUCCGAGUUGUCUCCCAGGAGCUUCUACGAUGUAUGCAAUGAGCUGCGGAUCAGAGUAGACGCCUUUUUGGCCGAGGACCAGAAGACGGAGGUGUUGCGCAACGUACAGUCGCAGAUGCGCGUGUCAUUGGACGUAGUGGACGAGGCUUUGGCGAGGUAUAGCUUGGAACAGAUCUCGCUUUCGUAUAAUGGAGGAAAAGACUGCCUCGUACUACUGAUCAUGCUACUUGCCUGCCUCGCUCGUCGUCAUCCCUCACCACCACAAUCCUCCCAGUCGAACGACUCGAACGACGCGACAUCCUUCUUCCCCAACCAGUUUCAAGCCGUGUACAUCGUCUCCAAACACCCCUUUGCCGAAGUAGACGACUUUGUCGAAACCACAAGUUCUCAAUACCACCUGGACGUGAAACGAUACGCCAUGUCGAUGAAAGAGGGACUAGGUGCAUACCUAGCGGACCGGCCGAGUGUAAAAGCCAUCUUCGUCGGGACAAGGAGGACAGAUCCCCACGGAGAGAAGCUGACACAUUUCGAUCCCACCGAUUCCGGCUGGCCCGACUUUAUGCGGGUGCACCCGGUGAUUGAUUGGCACUAUGCCGAAAUCUGGGCAUUCAUUCGUCAUUUCGACAUCCCGUAUUGUCCUCUGUAUGACCAAGGAUACACGAGUUUAGGGGGAACGCAAGAUACCCAUCCCAACCCUCAGUUGAAGAAGCAAGGAGAGAAUGGCGCUGGCUUCCGGCCAGCGUACGAGCUGAUGGAUGACGACGAAGAGAGACUAGGUCGGGAUAGAUAA